AUGGUAGACCAAGAACUGGCCGAGGCCGAGAAAAUGGCCAAGCAGAAAGAUGAGGAACUGAACAAGGCACAGUAUAAUGUGAUCAUCUUGUACCAAAAGCAUCAACACUGUGGCAAUUUGGACCCUCUGGGGGCAGCUGGGCAGGCAUAUUGUCAGGCAUAUGAGACUUUCGUUCUGGCAAAAGAGGCGCACACGCAGGCAUUGGCGGAUCUUGCAUCGAAGCAGCUUCGCAGACCGGGAGACGGGAGGUAA
Messenger RNA from Diaporthe amygdali, 252 nucleotides. RefSeq lists its product as uncharacterized. The transcript has a single exon. The record is from RefSeq and is a predicted model, not a curated record. NCBI's taxonomy places the organism in Eukaryota, Fungi, Ascomycota, Sordariomycetes, Diaporthales, Diaporthaceae. The coding region runs from base 1 to 252 and encodes 83 amino acids.